This is a messenger RNA of Lactuca saligna, 4305 nucleotides long. NCBI's taxonomy places the organism in Eukaryota, Viridiplantae, Streptophyta, Magnoliopsida, Asterales, Asteraceae. The record is from the annotation of a GenBank genome assembly.
AUGCACACUGCCACCCAACACGGUGGCUUGUGGCGGCAGAAGGUGGCAGAAAAAUUAGAAAUGGCGACAACCACCAUGGUGGGCUCCUUCUUCGGUUUCAAGACAAACAUCAACAACAUAAUAGGUUACAACUGGAAGAAACAGAAGAAUACCUGUUGCGGUCGGCUGAAGAAUGAGAUGGAGACGGAAGACCUUGUUGCGGCGGAGGAAGACGACAUUACUGGGUGCAGCGUCGUCGACGAUUGCGGCGACGGAGGAAGGCAGCGUCUAGGAGGCUCCGCGCAGAUCAUCAAUGAAGAUAGUGGCGGUGAGUGGUUCGUUGUGGUCCUUGUGGAAGCAUUAAAAGACUACUCCUUUCUUUUCUAUAAACAAUCACUAAUAAAAAAGGAAAUUGGCAUACCUCUUCGCUGUCCCCUGCAACCGCACAAUGAAAAUCCUGGAGUUGACCUAAUCGACAAUCAAAUACAAAGGUUCAGUGCCUUCCGGAUUCAGUUCAACCUAAUGCAGAAUCAAGUUCCUAUCAUUGUUAGCAUUCAAGUAAAGGCAGGUUGUUGGGUUUCUAUAUCGGUAUCACUGUUACGAUUUUGGAAAACUCUUCAUCUGAAGAACAAUGGUGGGUCGACAAUAAGAGACGAUUUCAGGGGGUACAAUCUGCUAUUGCAUGAGAUGAUGUGGAUGAUGAAAAUUCAAAUGGCAACAACUUGUACCAUAUCAUUGAUUAAAUCAAUCUGCCCUGAAAAGUCAUUGAUUAUGAUGAUGACAUCAACAGGUGCGCUUGAGUUUGGUGUUGCUGGGAAUCUGUGGUUUUACUGGAAACUCGAAUCUCUUUGUAUAAAGUUAUUUUCAUUGAAGUUCUCGUACCACUUGCAUCUAUCUCAACAAAUCAACACAUUGAUGGCAUCUUCUUCAUCAUCUCCCUCAGUUCCGGCCUUUUCUUCUCAUUUGUGGAAGUACCAUGUUUUUCUUAGCUUUAGAGGAGAAGAUACUCGCAGAAAUUUUGUUGAUCAUCUCUAUUCGGCUCUUGAACAACAUGGGAUCUACACCUACAAGGAUGACGAAACACUUUCUCGGGGCGAAUCGAUCGGCCCAUCCCUUAUGAAAGCUAUAGAAGAAUCUCAGAUUGCUGUCAUCAUAUUCUCAGAGAACUAUGCAGACUCUUCAUGGUGCUUAGAUGAACUCGCAUGUAUUAUGAAAUGCAAGGAUAUGAAAGGCACAGUCGUUAUGCCCAUAUUCUAUGGCGUAGAUCCCUCUGAAGUACGAAAACAAAAACAAAAAUAUGGAGAAGCAUUUGCCAAGCAUGAGUUGGAGAACAAGAAGAAAGUUAAAUCUUGGGGACAAGCAGUUGUGGAGGACCCUUGGGGAUUGCUCUCUGCACCUCUAGAACAAAUCCAGAAAUACCAAGAAGCCUUUGCCAAACAUGAGUUGGAGAACAAGAGGAAAGUUGAAUCUUGGAGAAAAGCACUUGUGGAUGCAAGUAACAUUUCUGGAUGGGAACCCAAGCACGUUGCCAACGGGCAUGAAUCAAGGGUUAUCAAAGAAAUUGUUGACACAAUUUCACAGAGGUUGCAGUUAGUACCUUCAAGUGCAAAUGAGGACCUGAUCGGAAUGGCAGCUCGCAUGCAACGUUUGAAAUUAGAGUUACAAAUUGGGUCAGGUGGUGUGCUCAUGAUUGGAAUAUGGGGGGUUGGGGGUGGUGGUAAGACUACUCUUGCUUCUUCUAUUUAUGAUGAAAUCUCUAGCAAGUUCGAUGGUUGUUGCUUUGUGCAAAAUAUCCGGGAGGAAUCAAGCAAGAUUAAUGGUUUGGUAAGCUUGCAAAGAAAAAUUAUUUCUGGUGUUUUGAAACAAAAGGAAGUUCAGGGAAUAGAGAGAGUUGAGGAAGGAAGGCGCAUGAUUCAAAAUAGGUUAUGUCAUAGAAAGGUCUUGAUUGUUCUUGAUGAUGUGGAUCAGCUUAACCAACUAAAAGCAUUAGCUGGAUCACAUGAGUGGUUUGGUGAAGGAAGCCGAGUAAUAAUCACAACUAGAGAUGAGCAUGUAUUAAAUGCACACAGAGUAAAUGUGACACACAGUAUUAGAUUGUUAAACAGUGAUGAGGCUAUUAAGCUCUUUCUCAAGCAUGCACACCGAGAUCACACACCCAUGGAAAAUUAUGAGCAGCUUUCAAAAGAGGUGGUCUCUUAUGCCGGUGGGAUUCCAUUAGCACUUACAGUUCUCGGUUCAUUUCUGUGUGACAAAAAUAUUCAUGAGUGGAGGAGUGCAUUAGCCAGAUUGAAAGAGAUCCCAGAUACUGAAAUUCUGGAAAAGCUAAAAAUCAGCUUUGAUGGACUCGCAAAGGUUGAGAGAGAGUUGUUCCUUGAUAUUGCAUGUUUCUUUAGGGGGGAGUAUAAAUACAACGCAAUGCGGAUCUUUGAUGCUUGUGGUUUUCAUCCAGUUAUAGGAGUAAAGGUGUUAAUACAAAAGGCUCUCAUAACUAUUUCAGAAGAUGGAUAUUUUGAUAUGCAUGAUCUGGUGCAAGAAAUGGGACACUAUAUUGUUAGAGGGGAACACCGUAAGAACCCUGAAAAACAUAGUAGGAUUUGGAAGGAGGAAGAUGUUUUUAAAAUAUGUUCUAUGGAUGCAACCACGGAACUUGACAAGAUUGAAGCAAUAGAAAUGGAUUUUCAGUUUCAGCCAGCAAAAAAACAAGAACAAGAUCUUCCUUCGGUUUCGGCAAACAUGAAGAACCUUCGGUAUAUGAAAUCGAUAGGGGAUCCUGCAAAACUAUUGUUUAAUGACCUUCCACUAAGGGAGCUUUGCUGUCUUAUAUUGUCCUCAGGUUCUCAAAAGCAACUUUGGGAGGGCUGUAAGGUGCUCCCAAGUUUGAAGUUAUUGGAACUUAGCAAUAUGAAUAAGCUAAUCAUGACACCAAAUUUUAACGGACUUCCAAAUCUUGAAAGAUUCAUUCUUCGUGGCUGUCUGUGUUUAGAAGAAAUUCAUCCAUCGAUUGGAUGCUUGGAAAAGCUUGUUUUCUUAUCUAUAGAAAAUUGUCGGAGUCUUGAGAUAUUUCCACCCAUUAGGGGAAUAAAGAAACUUGAGACCCUUGAAUUCACAGAGCACCCCAAACUUGUUAAGUUUCCAAAGAUCCACCAUCAGAGGAUGGAGAAUUCAACACAUCUUGAUUUGGAUGAUAAUAGUGGGAGCGAAGUUGCACCCUACAUAGAAUCUAGUACAAACUAUGCUGUUAGUUGUUUGAGGUGUGGUUGCAGACAUCUUCCUGGUGUAGAAUGUUGUGUAGAGGGGCCUUGUUUAUGUCACAACAUAUUCUUAGUUUUGUUUCACAAUUUGCAAGAACUCCACUUCUUAAGGAAGUUGGAUCUGAGCGAGUGCAAUUUGGGAGAUGAAGAUAUAGGCUCUGAUGUUUUGGAGUUGCCCAACUUGCAAGAACUCAAUCUAUUCAGAAAUAAGUUUUCACAGUUAAGUUUUAGUUGCUUGCAAUUUCCUCGGCUCAAAUGGCUCGACGUGUCAUUCUGCAAAGAACUUGUAGAAUUGUCGGAGCUGCCACAAAGUAUAGCUAUUGUUAGAGCAGAUUGUUGUGACUCGCUUGAAAGCUUUGGAGGUAUCUCAAACUGUAAAUGGUUGUGGAAAGUCUCACUUUGGGGGGCUUACAAAUUAGGUCCGCAUGUUGGUGAGAUAUUACUACACUCCAUGCUCCAGGGGAAUGCUAUUGAAGAUCAUUUUAUCAGUUUCACCAUUCCAUAUCAGAUUCCAAAGGGGUUUGUAGGGAGGCUCCUUAGGGGAAAAACAUUUACAAAGCGUCUCCCACAUGUUAAAUGGGACCCAUAUAAAAGGCAUAUUCAAUCUGGUGAAGAAAAGUUUAGACUGCGGCUUCCAGAUGAUUGGUGCAAUGACUUUUGUGGGUUCUUAAUACGCAUUAUAUUCCAGGACACAAAUAUGGAGAUUGACAUAAGCAUCAAGAAGGAUCCAGAUGAAGAAGAUUCUCGGUUUGAGAUUUGGCAUGAGUCUAAUGAAACACCAGAGCCUGAAUCUGAUGGAGAAGUGAAGACAUCUGUGGGAUAUGUUUCCUUUAGUUCAUUGAGGCAAACCACAUCAUUGAAUUCAUCAUACAGUAUUAUUUCAUUUUCCAUAAAGAGGAAUUGGACUUCGUUUGCAGUUGAGCUCGUUCCUAGAAAAAGUAAAGAUGAUCCCGUGCAAACAACCAAAGUUGCAACAGAUUGCUCAGAAUUUUGGCAUGAGGAAAAUGAUGAAUAUAAAGCAUUUAUGAUCCAAGAUAAUUCAAAGUAUUCUAUCAAUAUUAUAUGGAAAACUUAG